Molecule: messenger RNA, 1308 nt
Organism: Penicillium mononematosum
Lineage: Eukaryota; Fungi; Ascomycota; Eurotiomycetes; Eurotiales; Aspergillaceae
Product: esterase/lipase family protein
Exons: 3
Coding region: 1-1308 (435 amino acids)
Source: RefSeq, a predicted model, not a curated record
AUGAGGAAGACCCUACUACUCGUCUUUAUUCAUGGCUUCAAGGGCGGCGAUGAUACUUUCGGCACGUUUCCUGAACAUUUGCGCGUCCUCGCAAGCAGAGCACUUCCUGCGGUCGAGGUUGCCACCGCUAUCUACCCCAAGUAUGAGACUAAAGGUGACUUGAAAGACUGCGUGGCCAGAUUGCGAGAUUGGUUACAAGAUACUGUGAUCGAUAUCGAAGUCGCCAACCAUACGGCAUCGCCCACCGUCGACCCCUCGGUCCAUGUCGUUCUGAUCGGUCACUCAAUGGGGGGAAUAGUAGGAGCGGAGGCUCUCCUUUUGCUGGCAGCAGAACAACCAAUUACUCGAAAUCCGACUUCAAACACACAGCCCGGGUGCGCAGAUGGUACCGAAUCUGUCGUAGAACCGGGUACUUUCAUGUUCCCUCAUAUACAAGGAGUGCUUGCAUUUGAUACGCCAUUCUUGGGAAUAGCGCCAGGGGUCGUGUCCUAUGGUGCAGAAGGUCAAUACCGCAAUGCUUCAACCGCCUACAACACUCUCUCCGAGGUUGCAGGUUUAUUCGGUUACGGUGGGAAGGGCAAUGCAUCAAACCAGGGGACCACCCACGCACCCCCGCAAGAGCCCUCCAAAGUGUUGCCUUCCACACCCGAUGCCGCCGCGACACCUUCCUGGCAACGAUGGGGUAAGUAUGCGAUGUUUGCCGGCGCGGCUGGUGCUGUUGCCGCUGGUGGCGCUGCCAUGUAUACGCAGCGCCAGAAGCUCACUGACGGGUUUGGAUGGGUAUCAUCGCACCUUGAGUUUGUCGGUUGUCUUGCGCGCACGUCGGAAUUGCACGAGCGUCUCGUGCGGUUGUCGAAUAUCAAGGAGGAACGCGGAAUCGGGUGUGUGAACUUCUACACAUGUCUCGGGAAAGGUGCGACGAGUCUGGUAGAAAACACAUCAGCAAACAAAACAUCCUUCAGUCAAAAAAUCAUCAGGUCAAGGAACAGGACGUUCUGUUCAUUACCAGAGGAGGUGGAACUUGGCGAGGAAUCUCAAAGUCCGGGACUUUUGUGGACUAGGGCAGUUAACGACCGGGCUACUGAUGAAACCAACGCACAUACUACCAUGUUUCUGUCCAAAGAGAAUCCUGCAUUUUUUGAGAUGCUCAGUGACGCGUGCGCGGUCUUGGUCAAAUCGAUAGACAAAGGCUGGUAUGAUUCGUCCACCGGACCAGCCAAGAAAGACGAUACGCAUACAACACAGAACUCAAAAACCAAGACAGACGGGGACUUCAUGGAUGGUGAUGAUGUUGUUGUCGUUGACUGA